Molecule: messenger RNA, 3245 nt
Organism: Momordica charantia (bitter melon)
Lineage: Eukaryota; Viridiplantae; Streptophyta; Magnoliopsida; Cucurbitales; Cucurbitaceae
Source: RefSeq, a predicted model, not a curated record
UGUGCAUUCUACCUUUUUCUUUUUACUUAUUCGUGAAUUCAAAAUUUGAUUGUACCCUAAAUGUGUUCUGGUUUUCAAUUGGGUAUUUGCUGUUCUUUGAGUUGAUUUGAAUUAAGGAGUGUGUUCGUUUCAUUUCACUGUAACAAUGAAAAUGUGGACCGCAUAUCACAAAUCUUUUUUUUGUGCCAGUGAUUUUUAAGAUUGUUUAUAUUGUAAAGAGGAUUUUGAGAUAAAAUUGUAAGGGAAGCUCAAUGGAAAACAAGAAAAUGAAACGAUGUAGAUGCAAUAACAAAGUGUUUUCUGCAGAUCUAGCAAUUCAAUUGCAGGAAACAGUGAAGUCAACAAUACAUGAACGAACUUACAGGAAAGUAGAAAAGUAGGGAAAUUGGAGGAGUUAUGGAGAAAACAAUAUGUAUAUAGAAUGUCUAUGGGCAUCCGUAGAGAUGGUAGUUAUUAUUCCUGUUGAAAAAAAUGAAAUGAUACACACAAUCAUAAAGAUUUGAAAAGCUAUUUUAUUCAUACUCAUCCAUAAAUAUCUAUUUUAUUAAUCAGUUGUGUAUGUGUAGUCUAUAUUUCUAAGCUGAGCAUAUGCUUGUGAUGUAAACUUCCUUAUCCCUUCAUCUCUAAAUUGAUUGAAAACUGUAGUUGAGGCUAAAAAGUAGCUCAUUGCUUAUGUAUCAUAUAAAACGUAAUUGAUAAUGUUUAGGUUGUAAAAAUAAUGAAAUAAUUACUUUUUGUCAAAUUUGAGGUUCUUUGUAAUGUUUGGACUUAAAAAUAAUGCGAGUAAAUAGGAUGUGUGGAUCACAUUGUUUUUUUUCUUCUUUUUAUCUUCUUCAUCAAAACGUUUUUAGUCAUUUUUACUUGGGAUUAUUGCCAAUUGGAGAUCAUCUUUCUAAUUUCAAAGGCUUCUUUGGUACAUUUCAUUAAUCAAUAAGUUUGUUCUAAUUUAAAUAGUUUUACCGAUGUUGUUAGAUUUUAGGUUAUGUUGAUUGUUUAUUGUGUCGUAUAACUUAUGUUCUCUAUAUCUUUUCCUUUCAUAGUGUUUCAAAUGCUUGUGCUUAUUUCCCCUUUCAAUUUCUGUUUGUAAUAGCUAGGGCUGCAUGAACUAUUGUUUUAUAUUGUUUUCUAAACUAUUUGCAAGUUGUCUAUGAAAUUGAAUCUCUUUUUUUUUUGUCGCUAAUAAUACUUUCAGCACAUCACAAGGACGUCACUAAAAAUAAUUAUCAGCAACACGCUUAUUUGUCGCUAAAAACCAUUAUCAGCGACACCCUAAGAAGUCAUUGAUAAUCAUUUUUUAGCGACGCGGAUGUAAUGUCACUAAAUGUUAUAACGACACGUUAUUAGCGACGUCUACCAUGACGAACCAAGACGCGUCUGCUAAUAUUUUCAGCGAUGUUUUUUGUCUGUCUCUGAAAAUAUAUUUUGUUGUAGUGGAAGCAAACACCCAACAGAGCCCUCGAGAACUGAGAAGACGGUGAGUGAGAAAUUUGGCGAUGACGAGAAACAAGAGGAAGACGAGAGAGGCACUCACAAUCCACCCCAGAAACAAAUACGCCGAAAAUCCCCCAGAUUUCGCUCUCUUAGCCUCUCUUUAUCCUUCCUUUCAACCCUUCGUCUUCCUCCAUCCUCGACCCAGAAUCGAAUGGACUGACUUCAAUGCCACACGAGAGCUCACCCGGGUCUUGCUUCUCCAUGACCAUGGCCUUAAUUGGUGGAUUCCUGAUGGACAGCUCUGCCCAACAGUACCUAAUAGAUCAAAUUAUAUCCAUUGGCUUGAAGAUCUUCUGUCAUCUGAUAUCAUUGCAAAUACGAAUAGUGAUAGAGGUUGUGUAAGAGGUUUUGAUAUAGGAACUGGUGCAAAUUGCAUCUAUCCACUUCUUGGAGCCUCUCUUCUCGGGUGGAGUUUCGUCGGGACAGAUGUUACUGAUGUAGCUCUAGAGUGGGCUGAAACAAAUGUUAAAAGUAAUCCACAUGUUUCUGAACUUGUUGAAAUUCGAAAGGUAGAUAGUACCUCGAAUACUUUGUCUACAGAAUUACAUGACGGUGUAGCAGUCAAUAGUGAAUCCAAGAAUUCAGAUGAUAUGGAUGGUAGGGCGGUAGGGCCGCCCUCACCCUCAUCCUCAUUAACGGAGACAGUCUACUUGGAGAAGAGAUAUCAUGGUCCUCCCAUACUUCUUGACGUUGUCAAAGAUGGUGAGAAAUUCGACUUUUGCAUGUGCAAUCCUCCAUUUUUUGCGAGCAUGGAUGAAGCAGGAUUGAAUCCAAAGACUUCUUGUGGUGGGACUCUUCAGGAGAUGGUUUGUCCCGGUGGGGAGAGGGCAUUUAUCAGUCGUAUGAUUGAAGAUAGCACCGUCUUGAAGCAGACUUUCCGGUGGUAUACUUCAAUGAUUGGAAAGAAAUCAAACCUCAGCUUCCUGAUAUCUAAACUGUGGAAGGUUGGAGUGACAGUUGUCAAGACUACAGAAUUUGUCCAAGGCCAAACUAGCCGGUGGGGACUCGCUUGGUCUUUUAUGCCCGCAGCACGGAAGAUUAUUUCCACUCAUGUCACUAACAAGAGUGUCUUGUCUUUCAUGCUCGAGGGUCUCUUGCCACGAGUUAAUGCCAUGAGUAUACUGCAAUCGAUUGAACAUUUUCUUAGUACCGGUGGAGCUUCUUGUAAACUGAACACUUCUUCAUUUACUGUAGAUAUUACAGCAUCUGAGGAUCAUUGCCAAGCAAUUCUCAAGAAUGGGGCCUACCAGGUGGACAAAGGUGCUGGUUGUGUAACUGUGAAAGAAUCAGAGUCUCAACCCUCAAAUAAUCUGUGUUUUAGAGUUUCGGUCUUUCAGCAGAUCCCGGGCACGCUUCUUGUGAAAGGCUCCUUGCAUCAUUCAAGUAGUGCUUCUGCAGGCAUGUUCUCACUGAUUUUCCACCGAUUAGAGGAAUUCCUGAAAGCUGAAUCUUGUAGAGAAAAGGUGUCAUAGAGAUCCCUCUGCCUCAACAAAAAAUACUUGUUAAACUCCAUGAUGUGGGAGAAGCCCGUGGCCCGAUCCCUGGUCCCCCGGACCCCAAUCACUGUGCUAAUUAUCGAGCAUAAUUAUUUUUUGGAGCUUUUGAAGCUUGAAUUGAAUCUGUAAGAACAGGCACAGUGUGUUGUGCUAUUACUCGUUUGUUUCCUAUAUGUAGCACAUGAACAAGCGCAGAAUUUUCCAAGUUUCUAACAGAAGACAUUGCUAAAUCUUUAUGAACUUCGUUUCUAUUAAGAA